Penicillium maclennaniae is the source of this 3330-nucleotide messenger RNA. Its product is annotated as Oxo-4-hydroxy-4-carboxy-5-ureidoimidazoline decarboxylase. The record is from RefSeq and is a predicted model, not a curated record. Gene Ontology annotation, molecular function: protein binding. Lineage: Eukaryota; Fungi; Ascomycota; Eurotiomycetes; Eurotiales; Aspergillaceae. Bases 1 to 3330 code for a protein of 1109 amino acids. The transcript is spliced from 8 exons.
AUGUCCGGCCUACCAAGCCUCGCAUCACUGCCCCAGCAGCCCCAGGAAACCCAGCUGCGGGUAUUGGACACCUUAUUCGAACCGUCGCCCGAGCUGCACCAGUUGAUGACGCCGGUUCUGGCCGGCCAGAGCUUCACCUCUUACGCCUCGCUGAUCGAUGCCGUGGGCGGUCGCAUGUCCGCCCUUUCCGCCGUCAAUUCGCCCACCGACCGGAAUGUACUAUUCGGCAUCCUGGGUUCACAUCCCCGGCUCGGUCGGGCCCCCGCCAACCCCGAACAUCUCAGCGAGUUGAGCAAGAAGGAACAGGCGCAAUUGAAUGACGGCGCAGAGGAACAAGCGGAGAAGUUACGCGCAUUGAAUGCGGAAUAUGAGGCCCAAUUCCCCGGACUGCGAUUUGUCACAUUUGUCAACGGCCGCACCCGAGAUGUCAUCAUGGAAGAAAUGCGCCAGCGCAUUGAUCGGGCCGACACUGAGCGCGAAAUCACUGAGACGAUCCAGGCCAUGUGCGACAUUGCGAAGGAUCGCCCUCUCGGAUCCUUCUUCUUUUUCCGUCCUGAGACAUGGCUCAAGGAGUCCGUUGUAUAUCUAUCAUCUCCUCUUUUCCUCGUCAGCGACUUGGGCGCGCGUGAUAUGGAGGUCAGCGAUUUGCCACGGGCGUCGACAUUUCCCGCGAUCGGCGACGAAACUAAAUUCGCGCCGCCCAGAUCCUCCACUUUGCCUGCUCCGGUCAAUUUGAAUGCUGCGUCAGGGUCCAGCAACAGCGAUGGACAGCGAAAUUCGUACCGGUCUGCGCCCAUUGGAGGCCCUCUGGUCAAAAACUCUACACACGAGACGCGCACCGAAGCCAGCGCCAUCGACCCACUCUCACAGCAUAUAAUUCAACGCACGAAUACCCAUAAAUCCAUCCCCAUCAAGUUAUUGGGUCAAGCAUCGUUCGAGGCCGAGGCGGGCAAUUCGGAGGGCCCAUACGAGCAUAGCACGGCUCGCGGCGAUGCAUCGCUGAUAUCGAAGGGUAAAGAAAAGAAGAAAGGGGUUUCUUUCUUCAGUCGAAUUAUUGGCACUAAGAAAAAGGACGUUCACACAGCGGCAGAAGAUGAGCUCUCAGAUGCAGAGACGAGCCGCAUGUCUAUCGAUAUCUCACACCCGAUCGGUUUCAUUCCUCGACAUCCUGCGCCACCUCGGUACUUGAGGAUCCGCGUACAUCAUAAGAAAGAUAAGAAGUUUCAUCGUGUUUUCCUGGCCCAAACGUUGGAGGGCACAGGGCCGUUGCCAAAGGCGGAGCGACGAACGUCAACCUCCACCCAUAACGAUGGAGAGGCCACAGGGAGAGCCAUUUGGGCGGUGGAGUUCUCCAAGGACGGCAAAUAUCUGGCCGCCGCCGGCCAGGAUAGAAAAGUCAGGAUAUGGGCAACUAUUACUACACCUGAUGAACGAGAGGCGGCGAUGCGAAAUAUAAAAGACGCAGCCACGGAGGAUCAAGAUGUUCCAGAGCUUAAGGCUCCCGUGUUUGGACCGAAGCCCAUCCAGGUCUUUGAAGGCCACGAGGGUAGUAUUUUGGACCUGAGCUGGAGUAAAAACAACUUUCUCCUUUCCUCAUCUAUGGACAAGACUGUUCGACUAUGGCAUGCGAGUCGACCGGAAUGUCUAUGCUGCUUUCAGCACAGUGACUUUGUCACUUCAAUCCAGUUCCACCCCAAGGACGACAGGUUCUUUUUGGCUGGGUCGCUCGACACAAAGCUGCGCUUAUGGAGCAUUCCUGAUAAAAGUGUCGCAUACGUUACAAGCGUUCCCGACAUGAUCACUGCAGUUAGCUUCACACCCGAUGGCAAGUACUCAUUGGCGGGAUGUUUGAACGGGUUGCUCAAUAUUUAUGACACUGAGGGUCUCAAAGUAUCGGGACAAAUCCACGUUCGAUCGGCGCGAGGACGCAACUCCAAAGGCAACAAAAUCACGGGGAUCGAUACGAUGACGAUGCCGCAUGAUAUCCAUGGCGAUAUAAAAUUGCUAGUCACAACUAAUGAUUCCCGCAUUCGACUCUAUAACUUCCAGGAUCGAACUUUGCAGGCUAAGUUCCGCGGCAAUGAGAAUACCUGCAGCCAGAUUCGGGCGACUUUUACCGACGAUGGCAAGCAUGUCAUUUGUGGCAGUGAGGAUCGCAAGGCAUACGUUUGGCCAAUCGGCUCUGUUGAAAAGGAUGGAGAUGCGCGGGCAGUCGAAGUCUUCGAGACCCAAGGCGCCAUCGUAACUGUGGCCAUUACGGCACCUACCGCGACUAAACAAGCCCUGGGAUUAUCCGACGAUCCAAUCUAUGACAUUUGUAACCCGCCACCGGUCGCUCUCGUGAGUCCAGAAGCAUCUGCAAAGCCGGCAGACUCUUCACGGGAUAUGGAGAGCGUGCACAAGCGAACUCCGUCCGCACCGCGCUUGUCUAUGGUCAGCAAAAUGGCGCAGGAGUCCCCCUCGUACCUGUCCCGGUCGACCCACCCUGACGGGAAUAUCAUCGUUAUCGCCGACUACUCUGGAAAGAUUAAGAUUCUCAGACAAGAUUGUGCGUAUCAGAAGCGCAAGCACGAGAAUUGGCAUGAUAGUUCAACCUUCUCACGACGAAUCCUCCGGCGUUCCACUUCCGGCCGCCGUAGCGUCGCCUCCUCGACCGGAAAGGAGUCGACUCUCAAGACACCCUCUGAGCGAAUUAUUUCAUGGCGCAAUUCAGUCGUCCGCCAUGGCCGCCCUAGCAUGGACGCUUCUCGCGCCGGGCUUCGUAGCCGCAGUCCAUCACCACACCGAAAAACGCCAGCUUUCCGACUCUCCUCCUCUCGACCUUCAAGUCUAGCGCCCAACGAAUCUUUUUCCGCUUUCACAUCACCACCCUCGUCUCCAAAGCAACCUUUUGCUUACCCCAAUACAAGCGAACAAUCAAGAGAGCAAGCAAGAGAGCAGGACGCUCGCACCAUGCCUUGUCGUGACGCAGAUCCAAGACAGCUGCCUGCAUCGUCAGCCGACAUUGUAGCCAGCGGCAAAGACAAAGACAAUCCGCUGUGGCUACAGGGAGACCACAGCUACGCGUUUUGGAACAAGAUCACACACGAGGCUAUGGCAAUAAAACAGCGCAAUGCGAAAGAUCUCCUCAGCCCGAAUUCCAUCCUUGAUCGCCGGCUGAGUGCGACUGGUAGCGUGCUCAGUAGUGACUAUGGCUCAUCAACUGGAGGCUCGGCGGAAGAGGAUAUUCUUAAGUGCGAGAAUUGUCGUGGAACAAACUUCCGUGGUGUCAAAGGACGAGAUGGGAAGCAGAAGUUGAUCUGCGUUCAGUGCGAUCGAACGGUUGCUUAG